Closterium sp. NIES-67 is the source of this 8151-nucleotide messenger RNA. The record is from the annotation of a GenBank genome assembly. Lineage: Eukaryota; Viridiplantae; Streptophyta; Zygnematophyceae; Desmidiales; Closteriaceae.
CUCGCUAGUUCACGCACGGCACUGGGAACUACGGGCACAGCGAACUAUGGGUUGGUUGGGCUGGUGCUUUUCACUGAUGGCGGCUCUUGUGCUCCUUAGUUAGGUAGUCUAAGAUUUUCUGGCGAGAAAGUGGUAUGCCGGAAUCAUCAGAAACGUGCCGGCAAUUCCCCGUCGAGGAAGGCCUGACCUCGGCUGGCUGCCGUACAUUAGGGUCCCAUUCUCUCACGUUUGGGAAGGACACUGACGAACGAAUAGUCGCUGACCGUAGGGUUGCCGUUUAGUGUUUUGUCGAGACCUAACUUCCACCAUUCGGUCUGUUUGCUCAAUGUGCUGCCGUUACUGCCAUUUUAAUCCCUAACGACACCAUGAGACGUGCAACUAUUCCCCUUUCUCAGAGUCUUGUCACCAUUUAGCACACGGCCUGCGCCUGACCUCGUCUGGCCUGAGCGUUAUUUAUUUAUCCACAACGAUGCCGAAGCCGCUGCUACGGCACCCGUCCAACCCCGUACCUGACCAAUGCCCCCGCGCUCCCCUUCCCGACUCCAUACACGAGCUCGCGACACGCGUCUUCGGUUCCGGAAAGUCCGGAAACAGAAAGUUCCUAACCGCGCAGAAGGGCACUAAGAAUGCCGCGCGGCGAGGCCAGGACGACGCGUACUCGUCGCGGGACCGUCGCGACGCCGCGGGAGCGCCGGCGCAGGGGUUCGUGCCGACGGCGGGAUUCGUGUCGAUCGAGGCGGCUUCGGUGAUGCAGCAGGCGCUGCGGCUGUGGUCGAUGAUGAGCCCCGUGGAGAUCGAACGGCUCAUGACCAGCCUCCAGGAUACGGCCCUCAUUCUCUUCGUGUACCACGACCCCGUGCGCCUGUGGACGCUCGCAGGUCUGGAGAUGAUGGAAAACCUUGAGAAGCUGGCGGAGCGGGUGGCGGCCAUGGGGAUGAAGUGCGAGGAGACGCGGCUGCAUGGGCUGGCGCUGUUUUUCAACGAGCUGAGGCAUCCUGAUACGGAGUUCCCCUCGUUCCGCCUGCAGCCCGGCGAGCAGGAGAGCCUCAUGUGCUACAUGCGGGAGCAGGUGGAGCGGGUGGAGGAGCUGCGGCAGUGCAUGGAGCGGAUCAACACCGUGCGAUCGAGUAUUAAGAAGAUGCAGGGUCUGGCAUCGCGGUCGUCAGCCUCCUCCAACCUGCUGGCGGAGCUCGAGUCCGUCUCUGAGGACUACGAGCUCGACUCCUCCUUCCCCCAGCCCAGCGGCAGCAGCACCACCUCCAGCAGCCGCAGCAGUGGCAACUCCCCGCUAAUCCGCGACAUCAGCGACUCGUUUGAUGACGCGGUGCUGGGGCAGCUGGGCAUAGCCAAGCCCGCCCUGCCAUGCGACAUCCCCGGCGGGGAGGAGAUCUUCCGACUGAUGACUCGCCUCACGGAGCUGCAGGCCAGGACUCUCUGGGCAGUGGAGCUCGACCAUGUUGUCAGGAUCAUGGUCCUAACCGUCUUCAUGAUCCGCGAUCGCAUCCUCUCCGUCUUCGGCAUCGACGCCCGCUCCGACGAGGGCCUCUUGGAGAACGAGACGCUGGGGUCGGCGGGCCUGGCUCUGCGGUAUGCGCGCAUCAUCCUGCUGGCCGAGAAGCUGAUGAAGUACCCCUUCAUGGCGGCUGGUGGCACCACCAGGGACGAGCUCUUUGGCAUGCUCACCAACGACAUGCGCAUGGUCCUGGCGGGCCGCCUCAUCCCCGUGAUGAAGGAGCAACAGCAGAAGCGCGAGCAGGAGGACGAGGCUCGGCGCCGAGCGGGGCUCCCCCGAGCCUCGUCCUCAGACUCGGAUGAAGAUGAGGACGGGUUCGUCUGGCUCGGGGGCAAGGGGGGAGCAGGGGGAGGCGGCGGAGGAGCGGGAGGAGGAAAGGGAGGGGGAAAGGGAGGGGGGAAGGGGGAAGACGAGGAGGGGGAGGCGGACGCGCCAUGGGAGCGGAAGCUCAAGUGGGGGAUGGAGUUUCUCCCCACGCUCGCCCGCAACACCAUCACCUUCUCAGAGCUCAACUCCAUCCGCAAAACCUCAGUGACCGCUUCGAACCACGUGCUGCAGGUGCAGACCCUCUUCCAUGCACAAAAAGACGCCGUCACCGCAACCCUCAUCGACUCCCUAGAGGGCCUCUCCCUGCUUGUCGCCUCUGACCCGUCCAAUACCACUCAGAUCCGAUCCCGGAAGGCGGCUGCUCUGGCGGCAGCACAGGCGGAGAAGGCCCUGGCGAAGGCAGGGGGGGAGCCGCGGCAGGUGCUUGUAACAGGGAUAUUUAAAGCGAAGCGGACGGCGAGCUGCAGCCCGACGGACGGGAUUGGGAGCUCGCCCCUGCUGCUGUCCCAGUCGUCCCUGUCCUCCUCCCUCCUCUCCUCCUCAUCUUCCUCCUCGGCCCGAUCCGCCGCCCCUUCGUCAUCCCCGUUUAGGUCUGCUUCUGCAUCGGCAGCAGUGCUAGCCGGUGCUAUCAGGGGGGAUGAGAGGGACUCUGCUGCUUCUGCCCUUCGAGCGAUGAGGGGCGGGGGAGGGGGAGGCGGGGGAGGCGGGGGAGGGGGAAAAGGAGGCGGGGUAGUGAAGGUAGGGCUUGUCAAGGGGAGCAAGCCAACAGGAGUGAAAGGUGCUAAGCCGUCCCCUCAAGUGCCCUCAGGUGGUCAGGCCGGUGCGAAAAAGGCCCCAGGAAAGGUGAAGCCUCUUUGGGAGGAAGAUACGGAGGAGCAGGACCUAGUGCGAUCUGUGCUGUCGACGUGCCAAGAGGAGGGCGACGAGAGGGGGGGAGGCGAGAGAGCGGGAGGAGGGAGAGCGGGAGGAAGGAGAGAGCAGGUGAGGGGGGGAGAGAGAGGGGGAGUGCGGGCGAUGAUGCGUGGAGGGUCGGAGAAAGAGAGGACAGGGAGGGUGGUGAAACCCCUCUGGGAAGAGGACACAGACGAUGAGGACUUGGUAAGAUCUGUGACGCUCCCGUCUAAGAAGGACGGGGGAGAGGGAGGCAGACAAGGGAGAGGGGCGCAGGAUGGGGCGGGGGAGGAGGGGGGGAAGAAGAAGCCGCUCUGGGAGGAGGAUUCGGACGAUGAGUCGCUGGUUCGGGCGGUUACCGCGUCUGCUACCACUGUGGGUGCAGCGGUUACAGCCGCGGGCGUGGGGGUAACCAGAGCCAGCGGAGGGGUAAAAGCGGGCGGUUCCGGUGGGGGCGGGAAGGGAGGUGCUGGUGGCGCACAGAAGAAAGUGCAGCCGCUUUGGGAGGAGGAUUCUGAUGAUGAUAGCCUGGUGCGCGCCGUCACUGCGGCCACUGCUGCCCCGGUCAGAGGAGAAAAAAUGCAAAGGACGGCUGCUCUGCCUGCCACCCCGCCCGCCGCUGCAGUGGGGCCCACAGGCCGUGGUGGGGGGGGCGGGGAGGCAAGGAUGGAUGGGAGGACGGCAGGGAGGGCGGAAGGGAGGGCAGGAAGGAGGGCGGACGGGGGAGGUGAGGGGUGGAUGGAGGGGGGGGCGGAAGGGGAGGCGGAUGGGAGGUGGGAGGAGGGAACUGUGGAUUUCCCAGAGGGAAGGGCUGAGUAUAUGCGUAUGGUUGAGGAGGAAGAGGACUGGGAAGAAGGAGAGGACUGGGAGGAGGGAGAGGGGUGGGAGGAGGGAGAGGAGGAAGGGGAGGAGGAGGUAGUGUAUGAGCAGGCUCCUAGGGCCGUGCAGGCGAGCAGGCAGGAAGGCAGGGGGGGGGUUAACCCGCAGCAGGUAAAGCAGCAGGAGGAGUGGCAGCGGCAGCAGCAGGAGGAGCAGGAAGAGUGGGAGCAGCAGCAACUAGAGCAGGAGAGAUUGGAGCAGGAGUAUCGGCAGGAGCAGCAGAGGCAGGCGCAGAGGCCGAAACAGAGAGUGACUUGGGAUAGGCCGUACCCAGGGGAGGACGUUGAGGACGGGGAUGUGUAUGAGGAGGAGGAGGAGGCAGAAGAGGAGGCAGAAGAAGAGCCGGUGCCUGUUAGAGCCAUGGCCCGGGCAGCCACAGCGCCUGCAUCCCACCUUGAUAGCAUACAGAAGCCAGGGGGUGCGGGUGCGGGUGCGGGUGCGGGUGCGGGUGGGGGUGGGGGGGGAAAGAAGAAGAGUGGGAAGAAGGCCCCCUUGCAGCGGGUGAAGUCUGAGGGCCGACCUGGCUCCUCUGGCUCUUCUGACUUGUACGAUAUGACUCAGAAGUCGCCUGGCGUGGGGCGGCAGCAGAAGCAGGUGCAUGUGCACUGGGACGAGAGUGUGGGCGCUGAUAGUGGGGGCAGAGGGGAGAGAGGGGAGAGUGAGGAGAGAUGGGAGGGAGAUGCAGAAGAAGGGCAAUGGCUGGGGCCGAUUUCCUCAUCUGAAUCUGCUCCUUCGGGGAAGGAGGGGAAGAAGGGGAAGGGUGGGAAGAAAGGGUCACAGCAGGGCAGUGCGGACGGGGAGAGGGGGGAGAGGGGGGAGAGGGGGGAGAGGGGGGAGAGGGGGGCAGUGGAGGGAGGCACGGGAAAGAAGAAGCAAGCUGGGGAAGGGAAGAAGGAAGGGAAGGAGGGGAAGAAGGUGUCAAAGAAGAGUGUAGUGCAGCAGAUGCUGAGGGAUGGGGGGGGGGAGGAGGAUGAUGGUUUGGGGAGAACCGUGAGUGCAGCGUCUUCUGCCUCGCGCUCGUCAUCAGGCACAUCAUCGUCGUCAGCAAAGGGUGAGAGGAGAAAAGGGGGGGAGAAGGAGGGCGGUAAGAGGGCGGGAAAGAAGGCGGCCCAGACCCAGACCCAGACCCCGCAGGUUGCCGUUUGGGAGGGGGACGAGGAGGAGAAGGGGAUGGCUAGGUAUGGAUCAUCGGCUGCUGCUGCUGCUGCUGUGCCAGCGCUUUCGCCGCUGGGGGGGAAGGAGAAGGCGGGUAAGAAGAAGGAGAGAGAAGCGAAGAAGAAGCAGCAGGAGAUGCAGCAGCAGAGGGAGCGACAGCAGAGGGAGGAGGAGGAGGCGGAGGAGGAGGAGGAGCGGCAAUGGCAGCAGCAGCAGCAGCAGCAGCGUCAGCAAGAGGAGAGGCGAGCAGCAGCGGCUGGUAGGAAGGGCCGACCAGGAGAGGAUAGGAGCAUGGAGCGCGCCUCUGCUCCCGCCUCUGCCUCCCACUCCACUCGCUCCCCCUCCCCCUCUUCUCUCUCACCCAACACCAGGGUUCGCCCAACUAUUCCCUACGCAGACGUGCAAGGAAGGGUGGAGAAGGAGGAUGAGGAAGACGAGGAGGAGGUGGAGAGUGUGGGGUGCAGAGGAACGAUGGGAGAAGGGAGUUUGGACUUCGACGCUUCUCAACACGAGUUGGCCUUCGAGGUGCCUCAAAGGCGUGAGGGGCAGGCAGAGAUGAUGGGGGGAGGCAGCUUAGACUUCGAUGCUCCGCAGCACGAGCUGCCCUCGCCCUCUCAAAUGCCGUCGGGAGGAUUGUACGCCGCACGGCAGCAGCGGCAGCAGCAGUGGCAGCAGCAGCAGCAGCAGCAGCAGCAACAGCAGGCGGCACGGAAUGAGUAUUAUGAUGACGAGGAGGAGUAUGCGGAAAUGGAUGACCUUGCUGGUGGUGUCACACAUGGUGGUGCUCCAGGUGGCCAUGGCAGGGGAGACGGCAGGGGAGACGACAGGGGAGACGGCAGAGGCGGAUGGGAUGGGGAGUACGAUGAGGCGGAUGAGGCGGAUGGGUGGAAGGGAGGGGGGGAGCAGGAAUGGGAGGAGGAGGAGGAGGAGGAGGAGACUGACGAGCAGUACUACAGUCAAGGGAUGAGCAGAGAGGAAACGGGACCAGGACCCUCACUGACCCUUUCCCCCUCUGCUGCUGCCUUUUACAUGGCCACCACAUCUUCCUACGAUACACUUGAUGCCUCCCCAGAUCCCUCCCCCGACGCCCCCCGCCCUCGCGCAUCCCCAGCGCAUCCUCCUCGCUCCCCCUCCUCUUACGCCUCCCCUCGCUCCUCCUCUCUACCUGAUACUGCUGCGCCUGCUGCUGCUACUGCUGCUGGGGCUGGCAAGAAAGAGAGGUCCAAGUCCCCUUUGGCGCGGCUCAAACGCUCCCUUUCCCCUCUCUCGCGCACCCACAGGCAUGCUUCUCCUGGUAAAUCAGGUGCAGCAGGUACUAGCACUGCCGCGGCUGCAGCUGCUGCAGUUGCUGCUGCUGGUGGUGGUAGCUCCGGCUCCUUCCCGGAGCUGCAAUCCCAACCAAGCCUGUCAUCAGGCUCGAUCAGCAGCUCGCCGAGCCAGUCCAUGGGUCGGCAGUCGCCGAGCCUGUCGCUGCUGGAUCGGAUCUCCCCAACCAACUCAAUGGAGAGGCGCCCAUCGGAGCGGGGCGCUUUGGACCGCGAUCGGGGAUCCAUGGAACGAACGUCCAUGGAGCGACGCAUAUUCGACCGCCACUCCUCCUCUCCCUCCAUGGAUCGUAGGUGGUCGGCUGGCUCUAUGAUAGGGACACAGCAGCACCAGCAAGCAGAUGGGUCGGCUUCGCCCGAUCUAGCGGGCUCCCCUCCAUCCAGCAUUCACACGGAUAGUAGGUCAGUGGGACGGGAGGGAGGCUCAAGCUUCCGAUCCUCCCUAGCGGCCGUGCUGCUGUCGCCUCCGAUCCUACGCGGAAGCGGCGGCGGGGGCAGCGCCUUCCCAACCUCGAGUUCAGCCGGGGGAUCCUCGUCCGGGCAGCCGCACCACCACAAGGGCGGGAAAGGACUGCCGAACCUGCUGCGGCUGAACCUGAAAAAGGACAAGGGGGAGGGCCACAGGGACGGGAGAGAGGGGCGGGAUAGCCAGCCUGGCACCCCGCCAUCCCCGCUUCUAGAGCAUGUGUUAAGAGGCUUCCCUGCGAGUAACCUUGAGGGUGUUCCUAGGGGCCUAUCUGAGGACUCGUCUGUGCAGGCGUAUGUCAAGGGAGGGGAGGGGGGCAGUGAGGGGAGCAGCAGCGGCAGGCUGAGUGGGGAUGAUGCGAGGGAGUGGGAGGAGGGUAGGAGGGGGUAUGAUGGGAGGGGGAGGCAUGGAGAACGAGAGGACUUUUCUGGGGAUGCUUUUGGGAAGGCCUACUCGGGUCACUCUCCGAUCCACAAGGCAGCGUCGAACGAGAGUGAGGAGGCGUUUUUUGAGCGGGCAAGGCAGGAAGAGGAGCGACUGACGAGAGAGAGGGGGGGUGGCGGGAGCAGUAGAACAGGUGGUGGAGGAGGAGGAGGGGGAGGAGAAGACGGGGGUGUGAAUGAUUCUUGGUUGAGGGAGGAGGAUUCCACUGCACCGGCACUAAGUCCCUUGAAAUACGCACCAAGUGCUUUCAGUAGGAGGAUCAGAGGGAGGGGGCGGGGAGGGCUCGCAGGGCGAGGCCCGGGGGCUGGUGCUACGGGUAGUUUGGUUGGUGGUGGUGGUGGUGGUGUUGGUUUGGCCAGCACCAUCAGCAGUGUCAGCAGCGCCAGCACCGGCACCAGCAGCAGCGGCACGGACACCAAUGGAAGCAGCAGCAGCAGCAGCAGCAGUGGCGUGGGCAGCAGCGGCAGCAACAGCAGCGGUGUUAUCACUGCUGGGGGAGAAGUGGCUGGGGGGUAUGGGGAGGGGUAUGGUGUGGGAGGGAUGGGAGGAGCGGCGGGGAGCGGUGGGGUGGGGAGAGGAGGGUUUGGAGGGGGGAGGAAGAUGAGCAGCAGGAGGCGGAGCAUUGUGAAUGCACGGCUGCAUACACAGAGGGAGGGGGGCGGAACGGGCACAGGAGGGGAUGGGGAGGGCAUGGAGGGGGGUGGUGCGAAGCCUGAGUUUGAGUUUCAGGGUAUGGGAGGGAGACGAACGGGGCGAAAGGUGGCUGGUCCUAUCGCAGAGGGGGAGGAAGGGGGGGUGGCGAGAGGGGGGAAGAAGGGAGGGGAGAGUGAGGAGGAAGAGGACGAGGAGGGCUUGUGGCAGAGAAAUGACCCUAUCCAAGCUUUUUGAAAGGGGUGUUGUCCAAUAUUUUGUGGCAACCAGAAUAGUGAGUUGGGUGUUGAGUGGAACAGGUAGGAAGGAUACACUACACAGCUUUGGCUCCGAAAGACUUGCCCACCACAUUUACCACACCAUUGCACGGGCAUUUGAGGGGUUUACAUGGCAGGUGUGGGCUUUUGCUUUGCUAGGUAGAUGAAAUGUUAUGAUAAAUGCAAUUCAAGGGCUUCAUUCUUGUUAUGAGCAACUCGCUUGAAUAGAGCUCCUUUCCUCAU